GCACUCGCCGUUCGACGUUGCUAUUAACAAAACGUGUUGAGUUAUUCUUUUUAAAGAAAACCUGUCUUUUCUGUGUUUCUUCCGUUGGAAUAUCUGAGAAAAAAGGAACAAUAUGGAUAACAGUGGUCCACCAUUAUACCCAGAAGUUUAUCCUAUCGCAAAGAUUGAGCGGAAAGACAAUGCCCCUCACGGACCACAGGCUUCUUCGGGAUCUAUCCAGACGGCAUCUCUGCUGGGUCCCGAAAAUACGGUGACAGUGUGUCAGUUCUGUCAUGCAUCCAUCAAGACUGCUGUGAAGUAUACCACCACCUCACGCACACAUAUCGCGGCUGCGCUAUGGGGCAUGCUAUGUUGUCUUUGCUGCGUGCCAUAUGGUGCAGACUCAGCUAAGAACUCUGACCACUACUGUCCCAAUUGCCAACGGUACCUCGGCACCUACGUCAAGUAAUGACUGAAGAUUUACAGAUUUACAAGAUGAAUUUAUUUUAAUAUGUCUUCUAGUUAAAAAUAAUAUACCUAUAUUAUUUUUAUAUAAAAUGUAUUACCACUAUAAUGGUAUUGUAUACCAGCAUUUAUUACCAAUUAAUUAUAGACAGUUUAAACCAGAACAUCGUGGGAAACUUUUUUCAUUAUAAAAACAUAGUAAAUUAUAUUUUUUGAGAACGUCAAAAUAUGUUCUGGCGAUGUCUCUUGCAUUUACAUUUGAAUUUGUUACUCGACUGUUUUAUAACUCACUAAUAAGUUAGCGUACAAAAUGCAGUCGAGUAUAAUUUUUACGACAGACAACAUAGAUUUUUUCGCAUUUAUAUGUGUAUUUAGAUACAAUUUCUACGUUAUAAUAAUAACUGUCCUUAUCAAGAUAAAAAUAUAUAAUACAUAUUUAAAAAAAUAGGUGAAUAAAUUUACAUUAGUAUAUUUCAAUUUAUAAAUGUCGCAGCGAACUGGUUAAACAGCCGUUCAAUUGGGCGGCUAGCCAUUUAAGUGUAUGGCGUCAUUCCAUGCUUCCACCAAACUUCGAAAUCGUGAUAAAUAUAAUAUAAACGUCUGAAUCUCAGUAUAUCUUGUCUUUGUGUUAUUGUAUUAGUAUUAAGAAUUUACUAUGAAAUAUUAAGCUUAACCCACUUGCGUUAUGGGUGUGUAUGUUAGCUAACAGCAUUGGAUCAUAUGGACAAUAUCACCUAGUCGCGAAUGAGUAACGUCAUGUCUUUUUAAUGAGCAGUCCUGUAUCUGUAUCAAUUACAGAUCAUAACAAUGAGUUUUUAAUUUAAGUGUUGUGUAACUCAUGCGUCUUUAGUGAGGGUGUGUGAGGGCCUCGUUUUACCUCAUGAGGUACUCGUGAGGUCAUUUGAGGUGAGGUAAAGAGAAUGAGUAUGUAGCUAGGCGCAAGGCAAAUGAGGGAGAGAGUCGGUCGCUACUUUGAGUGCACCUUGCAUUCGCCGGCCGAGCCAAGUGAAACAUUUGUGAUUAAAAUUGAUCGAAUAUUUAAUACUAUAAUAAUUACUUAAUAUUGUAAAAAUAUUUUCUUUCGCAGAAUGAAUGCCCUUUGGUUAUUUAUUAAUAUAUUUCUUCACUCAAUAAUAAUAAUUAUUUUUUUUUAAUUUAUUUUACUCACUUCACCUCACAUUACUUCGACCGAUUAAUAUUAUUCAUUUAAGAAUAUAUACUAAUUGCGAGGAAAUGUUAAACUAAACUGAAUCAUUUUAUCAAACUCAUAAUACCGAGCUACUCCCUCGAUCAAUCGUUAAUAUGUUGAUUAUGUAUUGACUCAACGUUUCAUUCGAAGCAACUCACUAUUCUGCUGAGCGAGGUGUGAUAAUAUAUUAUUAUCAUUUUUCAACUUUGAACUAUGUUAAUAGUUGUGAUAUAUCAUUAUCAUUUUUCAAAUUUGAACUAUGUUUAUAGUUCAAAGCUAGCCGUCCAAUUGGUCUGCUGAUUAAACCACUUGGCUGCGACAUAAAUAUACCGUGUGCCUCAAUAUCAGUGCCUGAUUAUAAAUUAAUUAUUAUAAUAUAUAUCUGACAGUUAU
Molecule: messenger RNA, 2026 nt
Organism: Diatraea saccharalis (sugarcane borer)
Lineage: Eukaryota; Metazoa; Arthropoda; Insecta; Lepidoptera; Crambidae
Source: the annotation of a GenBank genome assembly